Molecule: messenger RNA, 1956 nt
Organism: Dioszegia hungarica
Lineage: Eukaryota; Fungi; Basidiomycota; Tremellomycetes; Tremellales; Bulleribasidiaceae
Product: SNF2 family N-terminal domain-containing protein
Exons: 9
Coding region: 1-1956 (651 amino acids)
Molecular function (GO): ATP-dependent chromatin remodeler activity; ATP binding
Source: RefSeq, a predicted model, not a curated record
AUGGUCAACUCAGCCAAUGCCCUCCAAUCUCCCGCCCAGGCUCUCACGCUCGGGACCCUGCGCCUACAGCUCAGUCCAACUCAGGCGACACACAUCCUCGAAGGACUUGGCCAGAGGCCGCUGAUCGAAGCGUACCUCGAAACAUCGGAAUUCGCGGAGGAUUCAAAAAAGCUACGAGGAAUCCUGACCCGCCUUCUGGACGACGGCGAUCUCGGCUUCGGCGGACGCUGGCAAGUGACAGGAUCGCAGAUGGAGGUAACCUGCUGGAUAGUUCCAAUGGACGCAGACGGCAGCACAUGGGUCGAUGCGGGGAGCAACGGAAGGCAGUCUGAUCUGAGGGAGAUGCAUGAGAGUCUGUUUGGAGAGGAUGGCGAGCUCGUGCUCGCAUUGAAAUACUCUGUAUGGGAGAUAGUGACACGCGAAGAGGAUCCAAGGCAGAUGUUGGACCCAAGAUAUACGCCGGUGGAGGGAGCGGCGGGAGCGGGACGCUAUUUCCUGAAUCCGCAGACGGGGCAGGUUCGCCGGCGAGGCGAGUAUCAUCAAUUACCUCGAGGAGGCAUCGUGGGCGAGCAGAUGGGAUCAGGCAAAUCGUUCGAGAUAUUAGCCCUAAUCCUCCUGACCUUACAUCUACAAUGUCAGCCCCCGCGACCGACGCCUCAAGUGGAGAUCUCGGCGGUCUCGAUCGACGAACGGACAGGCCGCCGAUCCUACAUGGAACGCCCGAUCAAUGAGAAUCGGAGAGCGUCUGCGUCUAAUUUCCAACCGGCGAAGGAAUAUACCCUCGUGGAUGCUACUCUGUUGAUCGUUCCUAAAGGGCUCGCGGCGACGUGGAUAGCAGAGAUCGCUAAGCACUUCGAAGAAGGGACUUUCAAGGUGUGGGCCGAUGGGAAGCGCUUGCCUACUCCCAAGGAGAUUGCCUUGUCCAAUAUCAUAGUGAUGGCGACCGAACGCUUCUCGAGAGCGCCGCACGACUCGAGUCUGCUCAAUUAUAGGUUCAAGCGAAUAGUAGUGGAUGAAGGGCAUCAGGCGGCCCAGGAGAACCCUACGAGCGCUAUCGACUUUGUCGAGAAACUCAACGCCGAGCGCAGAUGGUUGGUGAGCGGAACUCCUACGGCAGGUCUCCACCAAGGAGGUACGAGCAGUGAAAAUCGCCUCGCCGCCGUUCACGCCGCACAGCCUGGCGAUGCUGCCGAUUUGGCGCAGAAUGUGUCACAUCCUGGAGAUGAGGAUGGGGGUCAGCUGGCAAGAAUCAUCGUGCUCUUCUUGAAGGCGGACUUCUUCGGCUCAAGAAGAGCCUUCAGGAAUCUGAUUCUAGGUCCAUUAGGCGCGGCGGGUGCCUCACCAGCAUUUGGCGCGGUCAAACGGUUCCGAUUCCUCAUGAACGCCCUUAUCGUCAAGAACGCACCCGAGGUAGUAGACGCUGAACUACAACUGCCUCCGCAGACCAUAUCCAUAGUCAGGCUAGCGUUGCAUCCGGUGCAACGCUUGACUUACAACUUUUUACUGGCGCAGAACCCUGAAUUCCUAGACGAGCAGAUAAACCCUACAAAGCCUCUGCCUGUCAGCCUCAUCCCCGUCGGCGACCGCGCAGCUCCUGCGAUCACAAAUGCAAGCAACAGCCGAGCCGGGCCGUCCCGCCCCAUCGCCAACAACCCGCGCCUUCCUGGCGUUUGUCCCGCUUCCAGCAGCAACGGAGCGGGUCCGUCCCGGCUCGCCGCCGUUGACCAGCGCACCCCUCGCGCCUCCCCCGCGUCCAGCAGCGAUCAGGGCGGUCCCUCCGUCCCGGUCACCCCUACCACAUCGGCAAUACGCUGUCAGGCGGGCGCUUCACAGGGGCCUAGACACAUACAGCGCGCGUUGGACGAUGAUGACGACAUUAGGGUGCUAGAUGGGCCGCCCGGGGAUAGGAAAGGGAAAGGAAGGGAGACACCCGUGGCCAAGCGGGCUAAAAGAUGA